Messenger RNA from Acaulospora colombiana, 1398 nucleotides. NCBI's taxonomy places the organism in Eukaryota, Fungi, Glomeromycota, Glomeromycetes, Diversisporales, Acaulosporaceae. The record is from the annotation of a GenBank genome assembly.
AUGUAUCAUAUCAUAGCGAGAAGUCUUGCUCAUUGGGAAGAUCCAAUGUAUUCAGGCGGAUUUCUAGGAGUGGGUCUAGCAAUUAUUAUUUUUACCUCUCAGUUUUCACUGUUCAACACCUUCUGCGCGUUGGCCGUUUUCUCGCUGUUUGUAAAUUGGUUGUACGUGAUCGGCAGGAAACAAUUAAUGGUUCUGCUCAACAGAGAAGAUGCUAAUCCAUACGAACAUUAUUUCGUGGAAAAACCGUGGUAUAUCGAACGUGCUACAGUUGAAAGAUAUCUUGACGUUGUUGUUGAUGGUUCCAACUUUAUAUUACAAGAGAGUCAAAAGAUUGUUUUAGUCGAUGACCCUAUGAGAACCCUCAAAGCUUCGGAUUCCGGUUUUGCUCCAGAAGAGUCAUCGGCGAGCCACGAAGACGCGUCCUUCAUAGAGGAGGAAACUUUGUUAUCCGACGAUUUUGAAGAAACCAGUUUACCCGACACCGAAAAAUGGGAAAUGAUUGACGCGUGGUUGAGGAAACUUUACAAGGAUAAGCCGGUGCCACUUUUUGAAAGGAAUUCGUCUACGGUCAAAGCCUUAUACAAGAUGGCUCUUUUUAAUCAGCAACAGGACGCCAUGGCAGAAAUUAUUCUUCAACAACAAAGAAUUCACGCGUCCGAAUAUCGUGCUGAAGCUUCACGGAUCAAAGAUAUUUUGGACACGAUAGGAAUUUGUAAGGACAAUUUGCCUAAAAAUGGUGUCCUCGCAUUAAGAUCGUUGGCCUCUUUGGCUACAAUUUUGGACUUGGGAGAUGUCGAAAGAAGCAGACUUUUGUUGAACCUUCGAGAAAGAUGGAAUUCGAAAGAGAAGAAAACGCUUGGAGAAUGGGAGGCGAGCGCAAACCUGCUUGGUUUCAAAGCAAAAGAGUAUCACCAGAAAUUAACACGAUUGGAGAGACAGUACUCGUCGUUGAACGUUGAGGGGGGAGGAUUAAGGUAUCAAAGUUUGAAGCAAAAGGAGGAGGAUGUAAGAGCUUUGGAGAAACAAGUAAAAAUCGAAGCAAAAAAACUGCAAACUUAUAAAGUCUUGCCACCGGAUAUCACCUUGGCUCAAUACAAGUUGGAUGAAGCUAGACAAACUCUGAUGGUUCGACAAAAUUUUGUUGGCAUUGUUGUGGGGACUGCGAUGCAGAAAACUGUCAAGGUUCGAGUGGCAAGGCAAUUCGUUCAUCCCAAAGUUCACAAGGAAGACAUGACCUGUCAAGAACUUCAAAUUUACAACGAACAAUGUUCGCUGGGCGACGUGGUUAAAAUUGAGGCUUGUAGACCUUUGAGCAAGAUGAAAAGUUUUACCGUCACCGAGAUCCUGAGGGAGGCAAGGACUUGGAAAAAUCCGGUUACUGGGGAGGUCAAAAGAUAA